Molecule: messenger RNA, 4109 nt
Organism: Hyalella azteca
Lineage: Eukaryota; Metazoa; Arthropoda; Malacostraca; Amphipoda; Hyalellidae
Exons: 4
Coding region: 768-3734 (988 amino acids)
Source: RefSeq, a predicted model, not a curated record
GAGUCAUGACGCAGAGCGAGUGUGCAACAUUCACGUAGCCUAAACUAUCAGGGACCAAGGACAGGGUUUGGCCCGGUUUGCCGUUGCCAUGAGCUAUCUUAUCGAUUUUUGUUAUCUUCCCAAUGUACUGCAUUGUUUUAUAUCUGCUAUUGUGUUAAUGAAUAUUUAAAACAAAAGAAAUUUUAAGCUCAUUACCAGCUCACCUCUUAUUUCCGUAGCAAAAUGCUUUGAAAUCUCUUGUGAUAGCUUCAGCGUGCGCAAUAGCAUAAUUUGCGAAGUGAGUUAACGUACGAUGACGUCAGAAAUCAAAUUUUUGGCCGUGGAAUCGGUGUCCAAUGAAACUUCUACAGUCGGGGUCAAAAAUAAGAAGAAGUAACAUUAAAAUAAUAUGAAUAUAUUAACCACUGAUCUCCUUUACAUACACGUGACCUUGCUCCGCUACAUGUCCAUGAUUGAACGGGAAAUAAUGGAAUUGUUAUGAUCUUAAAUUAAUGCAGUUUUAAUAGGAAGAUUGGUGAUUAGAAGACGCGAUAAAUAAAAUUCAACACGUGACUUGAUCACUCAUCAGGAUUUUUUUUGUAUUUGAAAGAAGAUGUUUAAUACAUUGGACAUUAUACGGCGCGAAGCGAGUGGACAUACAGAGCGAGUAAUCACCAAGUGAAGGUGCGACACGAAGACGUCAGCCUAACUUGCAGGGGCCAUACAUUCAAAACUCGCUAAGUGAACGUCCCUUUGAAAUUGCAACUGCCGCAGCAGCUUUCGCCAGAAUGGCGGCCGCAUGCGGCAAAAUGGCGGCCGCAUCCACCGAAAUGGACGACCUCCUCAAGAGCGCCCGAGUGUUUAUGUUCAUCACGGGUCCCGCUACGCGUCUCUUCAAGGAAAUCUUCGAUGAAGUGUACAGCCACCCAGACAUGAAAUCUGAUGGUGGGAUGCUGAGUAUUAAUGACUGUUUCGCUAAAGUCAUGGUGGGGUCUAAGACGAAGAUGAAACCGAAAAACAUUUUUGGACAAGAUAACGGGCAAUUUAUUAUCCCGAAUAUUAAAAAUGAGAAGCUAGACAUUUCCUUCUACUACGCAGGUAUCGUCAAAUUUUGUAGCAACGUGUAUGACAAAAUGUUCUCAGUAGCUACGAAAAAUUUGUUAGAAGAGCUCAAGAAGAGACGAAAUUUAGUUUCUCACAACGGUGGUGACCCACGAUCCGAAGACGAGAUCAUGGAUGACUUGGAAAAGCUCUGUAAUGAAUUGAUGGACAGCGCAGAAAAAGAUCUAAGUUCAAUGAAUAUUGCUAAAGCUCGAAUUGAUAUUAUAGAUAGUAUGAAGAGCGUAAAGAAUGAACCAAUAAAAAUUGAUGUCUAUUUGAAAGAGAAAGCAACAUUUUUCGAAAAAAUAGAGAACAAAUUCAUUCAGGAAAGUCAAUACCAUCUGCAGAAAGAGUGCCAGUUUGGCAGAGCUGUUGAUCCCUUCGUCAAAUUGGUCCAUCAACACAACUUGGACUAUGGAACUGAACAUCCCAUCGUCGAUGUAUUCACUGCGCCGUUGAUAGUAGAUGAGAACAAGGGAAGGAUCGAUCACAGGAGUAUUUUGGAAUGUUUGAACACGCAAGGCAAAGUACCGAAAGUUGUGAUUAUUUCAGGACUGGGUGGUAGUGGCAAGAGUACGCUAUGCCACAUCAUUUUCGAAGAGUGGAGGAACAAAGCGAAGAAACAGACUACAAUUGAGCUCAUCGAUAUGUUUGACCUUGUUGUCUACAUAGAAAUGAAGAAAACCAAAAGCAAAAAAUUCUUAGAUUUCCUCAGAAAGGAAUAUUUGGUCGACCAGAUGGUAUAUGUUGACAAGGAUCUUGUUUUCUACUUGCUCAAUUCCCUAAACUUGCUGUUCAUCAUUGAUGGGUAUGAUGAGAAAAACGAAGAUAAUGGCGAGAAACUCGUCUCGGACAUCGCAUCGUAUCUCCCGAAGAGCCGCGUGAUCAUCACCACUCGACCAGAAUUCCAAGAUGACUGCUCGAAAAUUUUCAACUCGACUACAAGCGCGCCUCUGGUUCUCGAAGGCUUCGGGCCGUCAGAGCGUAAAGUGUUUGCUAGCAAAGUAAUGAACCUGGUGGAAAAAGAUCCGAAACUAGCGCUUGAGCGAGUGAAGGAAUUUAAUUCAUUCAUUGCUAGAAAAGCAUCUACUCUGUCAACGCAUUUGAAGCUACCUCUUACCAUGGCUCUACUUAUAUUCCUCUGGUUGGAGAAGAGAAAUAAUCCAAGUGUGAUGGAGGCUAUCAACACGGCAACUCAACUUUAUUUCCAACUCUUCGAGAUGCUCAAAGAGAAACUCAUCAAAAUCAGAGUCCAUCUAAAAACAGGAUACAGCAAUGACGAAGAACUCGAUGAAGUAUUGCAGGCAUUAAAACGAGUAGCGUUCAAACAGCUUGUGGAAGAUCACAGCAACGAACUGCUACUGACGCCAGACAACGUGGCAGAAGUUAAAGAUAGAUGCGUCCAAGCAAAACUGGAGCCAGGAGAAAUUCUGUCAGCUUUUCUAGUUUAUGAUAUCAUCCAAAAAUCUGCAAAGGCUAGUAAAAAAGACGACUUGUACUCGUUCUUCCAUCGAACUCAAAUGGAAUACUUUUCAGCAGAAAGCGUGGCAAACAACGUAGUAAAAAGAGUUGGUAACUUAGAAGAACAGUUCCCUCGUACCUCCACGCAUCGACGUAAAGUGCAGGAGGUUUUUCCUUUCUUGGCAGGCUGCUUGGCAAGAUUGGGGCAACUUGACCGGCACUGUGAUAAUCUACUAACAUUGUGCAAGGAGGUUCAAAUUCCUCUUUCGAAGUAUGACUUUUGGUUCUCCUUACUCCACGAAACUGAAGCUCGUGAUGUUAUCGGACAGGGUUUAUCAUACAAUGAAACAAUGGCCGAAAAGUUAGCAAAUCACAUUUCAGAUGAAAUGUGGAGCUUAAACUCAGAAACUUUAGUUCCGGGUCUUAAACUUUUGACCCAUUGCCCCGAUAUUCACGUUGACGAGUUAACAAUAGACUUAAGAGUCAUUGACGACCCGAAAAAAAUUUCUGAACUGAAUGCUACGUUGACCGCACUGCAAAACAAGAUGGACAGAGAGGCUAAACAUGGAGAAGCAAAGGUUAAACUGGUUCUAAAAAUUCUUCAUCACUUGCACGAUGAUGCUAAUCACUUCAGUGAUUCGUACCUUAAAUUUUUCGAAAACUGGACCUCUCUCGUCGAGUUUGAAGGCCACAUCGGGGAGAAGGAAGUUCCGAAACUUCGAGACUGCAAACGCGUGGCAACCAAAGUAUGCAGCAUGCGGGCAUUUAAUGCCAUCACGGAGCAUGCCGCUCGAAUGAAAAAUUUAACCAAGUUAGUCUUGAAGAUUGACUUGGUCAAUGCCAAAACAACUGAAAAAAUUACUCCAAAGCGUUUCCAGGGAUUAAGGAAACCAAAUUGUGAGAUCAAUCUACACAUUACCAAACUGAUCGAUGAUGAUCUGGACCAGACACUCCGCUUCAUCAAUGACACAUACCCACAGAAGAAACGUUAUGGACAAGUCACGAUUUCUGGGAACUUCUUAUACGAGGACGGCUUGAAGAUGGUGCGCCAGCUCCAGGGCGCUGUAGGGAAGAAGCUUUACGUCUGCUCUAACCUUUCGCUGACGACGGAUGAAAGAAACGAUCUUAUUUCCGAAGCCCUGUCAGGGAAACCAAGCUCAUUUCUGUUCGAGUGGAAUGGUGAUGAAUUGUAAAAAAUGCUGCAUAAGCCGCUAAUGUCAACAUUAAUUAAUACAAUAAAGACAUUACCUACGUAUGUCAGGGACUGAGCGAGUAAAGCCCAUGGUGUUUUGCUUGCUCUAUCUAGUGUUUUACCUCUUCCAUCAUUAAGAACGCUUUUCUACUCAAUUUCCGUAUCUAAACUGUCGAACACGCUGAUCAUAUGGGGUGGGGUACCUUUUAAUUCUAAAAAACGGGUCAUCACAUUAAUAAAUAAAUCGUUGCGUACUAUAUUACGGGUUAGGUUUGUUGAAAAUAAUAUCCCUUUGACUCGUACUACUGUAUUAUAUAGGCAGUCGAAUAUUUUAAAACUUGACGAUAUGUACAAAUUUCAGCUUUUAAAAUUCAUG